AUGAAAAGAUAUUCUUUCCCUUAUAAUUUUUCCCUAAAAAACGCCACAAACAGUAAUUUACGUUUCUUUCAAUUUCUCUCCACAUUUUUGUUAGAUCCUCCCACAAAUCUGCUUCCUCUACAUUCACGAAAUCGCGAUGAAUAUCGAGUGAGAAUUAUCAGCACAGUCUGUCCGACAUUGGACACACCUCCGGAGGUGUGUCCCGUCAAUGCGGGGAUAGCGACUCUACCGUUCAGCGAGCAGUAUGUGACCAAAUUGCUGAGUUCAGUUCACACAGUCCACUAUGUGCGGUUCAACUUCACGGACACGAACUAUGCCAUUUCCGGUGCUCGCAUCGAAACGACGCUAGAUGGUCGGGCUUUCACCCAUGUGGAGAAUGUGAGACCACAGAAUAACACUUUGUCACUGUCCAAUCAGACCGCAGGUUUCAAAUAUCACGCUAUGAUCCAAUUUUGUUAA
Molecule: messenger RNA, 459 nt
Organism: Echinostoma caproni
Lineage: Eukaryota; Metazoa; Platyhelminthes; Trematoda; Plagiorchiida; Echinostomatidae
Source: the annotation of a GenBank genome assembly